Messenger RNA from Rangifer tarandus platyrhynchus (Svalbard reindeer), 933 nucleotides. The record is from the annotation of a GenBank genome assembly. Lineage: Eukaryota; Metazoa; Chordata; Mammalia; Artiodactyla; Cervidae.
AUGCAACUGAACAAUAAUGUGGCUGAGUUUAUUCUGCUUGGGUUAACCCAGGAUCCCAUUAGGAAGAAAGUAGUGUUUGUCACAUUCUUGCUUUUAUAUUUGGGGACAUUACUGGGUAACAUGCUGAUUAUUAUUACCAUCAAGACCAGUCCAGCACUUGGGAGCCCAGUGUAUUUCUUUGUUUUCCAUUUAUCUUUAUCUGAUACCUGUUUCUCUACAUGCAUAGCCCCUAGGAUGAUUGCAGAUGUCCUUUUGAAGAAUGCUACUAUCUCUUUCAACGAGUGCAUGACCCAAGUUUUUACAUCUCAUUUCUUUGGCUGUCUGGAAAUCUUCAUCCUCGUCCUCAUGGCUGUUGACUGCUAUGUGGCCAACUGUAAGGCUCUACACUACAGGACCAUGAUGAGUCAUCAAGUUUGUGGUGUGUUGGUGGCUGUGGCCUGGGUGGGGUCCAUUGUGCAUUCUUCAGCUAAGGUUUUUCUGGCCCUGAGUUUACCUUUCUGUGGUCCCAAUGUGAUUGAUCCCUAUUUUUGUGACUUGAAACCUUUGUUGAAACUUGCCUGUACAGACACUUAUGUGACCAACCUACUCUUGGUGUCCAACAGCGGGGCCAUCUGUACAGUGAGUUCUGUCAUGCUGAUGUCUUCUUAUAUUGUUGUCUUACAUUAUCUGAGAAACCACAACACUGAAGGGAGGAAAAAAGCCCUCUCCACCUGUGCCUCCCACAUCAUUAUGGCCAUUUUGUUCUUUGGUCCUUGCAUAUUUAUGUACACACGUCCUGCAACCACCUUCUCCAAGGAUAAAAUGAUAGCUGUAUUUUAUACAAUUGGAACACCUUUGUUCAACCCUCUAAUUUAUAUACUGAGGAAUGCAGAAGUAAAAAAUGCCAUAAAGAUGUUAUGGAGCAAGAAGUUGAUUUCAGAUGACAAAAGAUAA